CCCGCUUACACCUUGACCGUUAAAAUUAAUUAGCACAAAAAUUCACUAAUACAAACCAAAAAAGAAAAACCGACUUCUCUUACAAAAUCUCCAUGGCUCGUGUGGCUCCAAACCCUCUUUGUCUCCAUAGAUUCCGGCCAUAUCUUCAAGCCUCUCAUUCUUCACCAUCACUCCUCAAAUCCACUUUCCACUAUCAAACCAAACCUCGCAAAUUCCCUACUUUUUCUUGCCAAACAAACCCCGACUCAUCUGAAACCUCCACCCCAACGCAGGAAAAAGAGGUCCUUGAACCUGGUCCGGUUAGUGAUGAUACCAAAAGAGAGGAUACAGGCGCGUCCCAAGAUUCUGGGUCACCUGAAUUUCCAAAUAAAGAUGUUAAUAAACGAAUAGCAGUGGUUUCUCUUCUUGCUGCUGCCGGACUUUUCUUGUCUUCAAGGUUGGAUUUUGGUGUUUCUUUGAAGGACAUAUCUGUUGCUGCUUUGCCUUAUGAAGAGGCCCUCUCAAAUGGGAAGCCAACUGUUGUGGAGUUCUAUGCAGAUUGGUGUGAAGUAUGUAGAGAGUUAGCUCCCGAUGUCUACAAAGUAGAGCAGCAGUACAAGGACCGUGUGAAUUUUGUUAUGCUGAACGUUGAUAAUACCAAGUGGGAACAAGAACUUGAUGAGUUUGGUGUUGAGGGUAUUCCGCACUUUGCAUUCCUGGAUAGACAGGGGAAUGAAGAGGGUAAUGUAGUUGGCAGGCUUCCAAGGAAGUACCUACUUGAGAAUGUUGAAGCUCUUGCACGUGGGGAAGGAUCCAUACCUCAUGCCAGAGUUGUUGGACAAUAUUCAAAUGCAGAAAACAGGAAGGUGCGCUCAGCUGUUGAUCCUAGAAGCCAUGGGUAGAUACUAUGUUCUGAGUUACAAGACUUGUCAAUUUUUCACCUGAAAUUCAGGUCCGAGGUUGAAUCUUCCAUUCCAUGUUUGACUUUCACCUGCUGUUGAUUUUAUCAAUAGGGGUCACAUUCUGGAUACUUUUUUUCCGUCUUCAGGUUAGCUUUGUUUCUCAAUUAUAGAAUUCUGCGAGAAGAAGAAACUUCUUUAUAGCCUGUAAAACCCAUGUACAGAUCCUGAAUAACACAUGAUCCUGAUGUGGUUUGUAAAUGGUACUUUCAUUUCCCUUUCAAAUCCUGAAUAAGGCGUACUCCUGGUGUGGUUUAUA
Messenger RNA from Populus euphratica (Euphrates poplar), 1197 nucleotides. RefSeq names its product Thioredoxin superfamily protein (gene HCF164). Gene Ontology annotation, biological process: cytochrome b6f complex assembly. Gene Ontology annotation, molecular function: oxidoreductase activity, acting on a sulfur group of donors, disulfide as acceptor. The coding region runs from base 93 to 881 and encodes 262 amino acids. Lineage: Eukaryota; Viridiplantae; Streptophyta; Magnoliopsida; Malpighiales; Salicaceae. Gene Ontology annotation, cellular component: chloroplast thylakoid membrane. The transcript is spliced from 5 exons. The record is from RefSeq and is a predicted model, not a curated record.